AUGGCGUUUAAUGUGACUUUCCGAAAUUUCCUUGUCCGCAGCAGUCCAACAGUUUUGGCUCGAGCGCGAUAUGCAUCUGGGGAUAGUUUUGUACAAAAUUUGCUGCGCAAAAUUAAGGAAGAAUCUGCGAAGGACAAACAAAUGAAGAAAAAAAUCGAAAGUGAAAUUCCGGCAGAUACGGUGGAUAAACUCAAAAGCCAAAUCAGCUCCGUUGCAGAGAAAAUCAAACAAGAGGGCGCAAAUAUAGCUAAGCAUGAGUACGUUAAGAAGGGUGUGGAAGGUCUUUCUAAAGCUGGUGAGCAGCUCAAAGAUGCCUCACGCUCUAUCGGUGAUACGGAGUUCGUGAAAUCGGCGCGCGAGAGUAUAUCCGCUUUAGAAAAGGAACUGCAGUCGGACAGAGCGCUCGUGUACAGGGCACCUGAUAAACCAAGGACACGAAAGGAGCUUUCAGGAAAUCUCAGUGAGAGGAUCGUCGAAGCCGAUACGCAAGUCCUCUUUGCAUUUUUCCAUGAACACUGGCGUACUCUUUUCAAUAGACUAGAGGAUAGUUCGCCCUCCCAAUCAGCAAAUAUAAUUCGUUUUUAUACUUGUAGAGAAUCUUCGGGUGUAGUUUUACACAAAGAUUCCAAGUGGCUUUCUGCGUGGGACGACUUUAAAGACAAUAAUCAGUACGUUCAGAAGUUCUUUGAUCUGAAAACGCGCUACGAAGAAAGCGACCAUCUUCUAGUUCGCUCAGUCCGCUUCGUAACUGACAAAAUUUCUGACCUCUUUGGCGGCAAGAGCGGUUCCAAUGAGCUUCAGACAGUCCUUGAUGAAAUAGCUAAAAUUGACAGUAAUUUUACCCUGGAAAAGUUUGUUCGAUAUUGUCGAAUGGAAGUGAUCCCAAACGUACUUGAGUCGAUCGUCCACGGGAAUCUCGAAGUGCUUAAGGAUUGGUGCCAUGAAGCGCCCUUCAACGUGCUGUCGGCACCAAUAAAGCAGACCCUGGAGAUGGGCUACAAGCUGGACUCUCGAGUUCUUGAUGUCAACAACAUUGACGUUCAUAUGGGUAAGAUGAUGGACCAGGGUCCGGUGCUAAUCAUCACCUUCCAGGCGCAGCAGAUUUCCUGCAUUCGCGAUUCCCUGGGUCAGGUAAAAGAGGGUGACCCAGAGAAGGUGCUUCGCGUGACCCACGUAUGGGCGUUGUGUCGAGACCAAAACGAAAUGAAUCCCUGGACAGCCUGGCGCGUUCUUGACAUUGCUAUGAUGCCUACAGAGCAGUGGCUCUAA
Messenger RNA from Dibothriocephalus latus, 1269 nucleotides. Lineage: Eukaryota; Metazoa; Platyhelminthes; Cestoda; Diphyllobothriidea; Diphyllobothriidae. The record is from the annotation of a GenBank genome assembly.